This is a messenger RNA of Gryllus bimaculatus (two-spotted cricket), 198 nucleotides long. The record is from the annotation of a GenBank genome assembly. NCBI's taxonomy places the organism in Eukaryota, Metazoa, Arthropoda, Insecta, Orthoptera, Gryllidae.
AUGAAGAGGCUUUGCUCUACAACACGAGAAGAUGACUGUUAUUGUUAUCCUGACUCUCGUUACGCAAAAACUGAAGAGAAGUUCAGUCGUCAUAAUUUAAAUCUCACGGAUAGCCACUCCGUUUCUCAGGAUAUACGUGUUCGAGGAGAAAGGGGUUUAGAGGAAGGAGAUAUUGAAAAUCAAAAUAGGCUGGGAUGA